AUGACGUGUUGGGAAAAAUUACCUCCUGAAAUCCUUGUUAUGAUAUUUGAGUAUUAUGUCUCAACAAACAGUCAAAAGGAUUUAAUGUAUUGUGUUGCAGAAGUAUGCACUUCUUGGAGGAAUGCAUGCUUAGAUACCCAGCUUUGGAAAACUUUUGAUGGGACCUUGACAGUUUCAAAGCUGCUUAAUUUCUGUAAGAGAGGAGUAUUGAUAAAUACAACUAAGUUAUAUUUUCCUAAGAAUUGCGAGAAGCCAUCUAGCGAAACGAUGGAUAAAAUUUUGCGCGAAAUGCCGAACUUAAGAUACAUCAAUCUAAAUGCAAUUCAUCAAUUUCCUAAAGAUUUUUUCCAUCUGCUCGCAAAGUAUGGCAAAAAACUGAAUGAAAUUGAUUUUUCAGGAGCGAAGUCCAUUAACGAUCUUUACAUGGUUCAAUCAAAGCACAUGGAAGAGUUCUUUUCAGCAUGUGGCUUGAAUUUGCUCAGCUUAAAUCUUUCUGGUCGAAGAUUUUCCAGCCUUCAAAGUAUUCUCAAACGUGUAUUAGAAUUCUGCCCCAAUCUGCAAGAGUUUAUUUGUCUUAAUAGUUCUUGUAAGUACGAUGCGUCUCAUGCAAAAGUAACUAUCAGUAUUAGUGAAUUUCAGAAACAAUGUCCAAAGUUAAAUGUAUUGCGUAUAACUCCUCAUUUCAUUUUUAGUAGUAAAAAAUCUGAUUCUGAGUCUACUGAUGGAUUUCCAGAUUUAGAAGUACUGACAAUGCAUAGUGAUAAUUUAAACGAAUUACUAAUAAAUGAUGCAUCAUUGUCAAGUCUUUUGUUUAAAUCCACCAAGCUGAAGGUACUCGAUAUUCGUGGAAGUUAUUACAUCACUGCGUCCUGCUUAGCUGAACUGCCUGCAACUGAUUUGGAAUACUUAUACUUAUCAAACACGCACAUUCUUCAUCCUUCACGGCUGGACAAAAUUUCGUUGAGAAACAUGUUUGAAAAAUGGCGCCAUAGUUUGAAAGUACUUGAUAUAUCCAGAUUUCGAGAUGAUUAUGUAAAUGAUGUAGUUUUAAUUCUUGCCUCACAACCUGAUUCAAAGUUAGAAACUUUAAAUGUAACUGAGACAAGAAUAAUCAUUGAUUCAGUGUAUAAGAUUUUAACAUCAUUUCCAAAUUUAAAACAGCUGAAUUUAGAAUCCUGCCGAAAUUUAGGAAGAGGAAUGAAACGUUCGUACAAUGGAAAGUUUGAACUGCAAUCUUUAUUUAAUAGAUUUCUUAGUGGUGAAAAAAUUACACAAUGUGAUUGAAUUAAUUUUUAAUGUUAACGGAUGUACAGGGUAUUUCAUUUAGCACC
Molecule: messenger RNA, 1331 nt
Organism: Uloborus diversus
Lineage: Eukaryota; Metazoa; Arthropoda; Arachnida; Araneae; Uloboridae
Gene: Fbl6
Product: F-box/LRR-repeat protein 6-like
Exons: 1
Coding region: 1-1284 (427 amino acids)
Biological process (GO): SCF-dependent proteasomal ubiquitin-dependent protein catabolic process
Cellular component (GO): SCF ubiquitin ligase complex
Molecular function (GO): protein binding
Source: RefSeq, a predicted model, not a curated record